GCGCCGUUGUUUCAUUUAUUUUUGUCCCCCUAUCAACGGGCUCCUCUUAUGUAGUUCCACAACACGCAUGUAACACGAUCCACAAACUCUGGCGACAUGAGUGCUGAUAGUUGUGGUGGAAAAGUGGCUUUGCGGAAUCUGGUUAACUCCAUCAACUGUAUCCGAGACCGAGUCAGAGAUGGAGAAUCAAACGAGUCCGAUGGAGCAUUCAACCUCUCCAACUUCUGGGACACUUUGAAUCAGGCAGUGAAGGCAGUGUCCCAGGAAGCCACUAAACUCAGCCUGGCCUUCUCCAAACCUCCUCUGCCAUCACAACAGGAUGGAGAGAAGCUGGCAGAGUCCAUCAUGAAGAGCAUCCUCACACUGUCCACAGUGUAUUACUGGCUACCUAAGAGCCAAGGGCUGGCUCUGCGCCGACUGGUCAGAGAUGCUACUGUCGAGGUUCUAGAGGGAGUUGCACAACUGGUAGAGGUCAUAAUGAGCUCACCUGUAGAAAGCCUCAGCCAGGAACAGCUGAUGUCAACAGGAGGAGUGUGGUCUGCCUGCGACCAGUUCCCUCAGUUGUCAAAAGAUAAUAAGGCAGCAGUGGUCGUGGUUCUGUUGUGUGAGGUUCGAGUUGUGAAAGAUGCCAUAGAGGAAAUUGAACAGGCAUUAGCUGAGGGUGAAGACCCAUUCAACGACGUACUCGAUGAUGACCAGGACGGAGAUGAACCCCGAGGCAACCAGGAUAUGUACUGGUCAGAGAACGAUCGGCAGGUGAUUGGUGCGUGCCAGGGACUAAUAAAAGCAGCAGCAGCUUGUCUGAGGAAACUUAAAUCAGCUGUCAAAUCCAACGGUGACUUCAGCACUCCCCAGAACGUGUCACAGCUUGACGACUUGGCUGAUAUCAGCAAAGAAAUCAGCCCUGGCGUUGAUGAUCUGGCCCUUUGUCUCUACCCCCCCAUGGAUUAUAAUGGCGUCGAAACCAAUGUGUGUAAAUUAGCAGCACUUCUAAAGAAAGUUCUGGAAAUCAUCAGGUCCAGUCACGUGUGUGGGGAGUCAGAACUGACCUGGGUUCAGUUCUUAGAUGGAGCCAUCGAUCACAACCUGCAGAAAGCCAAAGACCUCAUUCAGCAGGAAAGCUAGUGUAUCUGUGCAGUUACGCGUGUUCCUGUUGUUUUGUUUUGGG
This is a messenger RNA of Haplochromis burtoni (Burton's mouthbrooder), 1168 nucleotides long. It is a transcript of the gene ccndbp1, whose product is annotated as cyclin D-type binding-protein 1. NCBI's taxonomy places the organism in Eukaryota, Metazoa, Chordata, Actinopteri, Cichliformes, Cichlidae. Gene Ontology annotation, cellular component: nucleus. The record is from RefSeq and is a predicted model, not a curated record. Gene Ontology annotation, biological process: regulation of cell cycle.